Mycetomoellerius zeteki is the source of this 4646-nucleotide messenger RNA. RefSeq lists its product as uncharacterized. Lineage: Eukaryota; Metazoa; Arthropoda; Insecta; Hymenoptera; Formicidae. The coding region runs from base 32 to 2563 and encodes 843 amino acids. The record is from RefSeq and is a predicted model, not a curated record. The transcript has 11 exons.
UGAAAGUUAAGAAAAAUUUGAUGUAACUAACAUGAACGUUCAUGACGAUAUAAAUGAAACUUUUGAAUUACCUCUAAAAAAUCAAUUCGAAAUGCAAUCAUGCAAAAUAGACGAAUCAGAAAACAGACCAAACAUCGCAUUAAAAAGGAUCGGACUGGAAUUGGACAAAGCAGAGACCAAAUGUUUCACGUUAAAGUCAGAGUUAAAUUAUGUGAUGGAUGUUUGUCGAAAGGCUCAAACGGAAAAAGGAAGUAAAGAAGCUUCUGACAUUUCAUCAAUAAUGUCAUUUAAAAAUUCAGAUUCAAAGUCUUCAUUCAAACGUAAUAACUGUACUAGCGAAAUUAUGGAUGUCAAUAGAACUACAAACUGUAACAUAUCUCAGAGAAUUCAUAACAACGAAGGAAAUUUUGAUGCAUUUAAUUUGAGUCCAAAGUCUGCGCAGUUUUCAUCUAGAAAAAUAAACGAUGAUAACAUUAUCGAGAGAUCUGAGAGUUUAAUGGAGGGAAGUCAGAAAGGAUUAUUGAACGUUACAAUUACACCGAGAACUCAAUUUAUAGAUAAGAAACUUCCUCGUUUGAUAACAAUGCCAACUCAGAAUAUGGAAGAAGACGCGAGUAAAGAAUAUGAAAGUCAUUAUUUUCCGUCGAAUAUGUCCCUCGAGAGAAUGACAUUGCAAGCGGACGACAAGGAUUAUCUCCACGCAACGCCGUGUUCUGCGAGGCCAGGUAUCAAAGAUGUUGAAGGUGUUGAAGAUCCGGGAUUGAAUUUGAACACGCUGAAUAUCGCAAAAAUAAGACGAUUGAUGAAAAGUAGAUCGAAAACGGGAAGAAGCGAAAUGAACUCCGUGUGCAGGGCGGAUAACGCGAUGCCUAAAGUGCGAAAGAAAAAGACAAAGUUACGAAGUUCCAUUUCCAAGAGCACAGUUACUACCAGAGACACGGGUUUUAUUGGUAGAAAAGAAGCGAAGAAGCACCGGUAUAAAGGCCUUGUCAUUAAUCGUCAACCUCUCAUCAAUCGUUUAUCAAACGUUUAUCAACCAAUCCAUCAACCAACAUACGAUCCGCCAAAGCAUGCGAAGAAGUCUAAUGAUGUCGUGGAAAUUUUUCAUAAUAUUAGAUUAAAGAAAAAUAAUUUCGGGGUGUCCAUUAAGCACUCUAAAGACAAUGAAGCUAAGUAUGAAAAAAAACUGCAUCUUCCUGAGGACAAGGAAAAUCCAAAAAGAAUUCAAGAGACAGUGUUAAGUCCAAAAGAUAGACAUUCUAAAAAUAUUAAUCAGAAAUAUCAAUCCCAUGAUAAGAAAAAUGAACAGGAUCAUUGUCUUCAGAUAUUAAAUUGUCAAAGCAAUACAUUGUCAGAAGCGAAGUCCGAGAUAACGAAAAAACAAGAUAUAUCAAAAAAACCGACCCAUUCGACACACAACGAUCUUAGUCCAGCGGCACAGAAUGAAACGCAACAAUGCAAACGAACUAUCAACAGAUACGACGAUCCAUUGUUCACGCCGAACUACGAAAUGCCAACUUUGGCGUCGAAGUUAAAACGCUCGAGUAGAUCGUAUUUCAGCAGGUUUAACUUUCGAAAUAUUCCAUUCGUGGUGGGAACUUCGGUGACCCCGAGUUACAAUCUCGGAUUGAAUAUUCAACAAGUGUUCAGCGUGAUGAAGAUGAGACAGCCGAUCGCGAGCAGUGUCACCCCGUUAUUGAUUCGCAAAGUUAGCAGAGGCAUGAGGCCGAUGUCAGUUCUUCUGGGCCAGAUGAACGGUCACUGCGAGGGAUCGGUCCCCAACAUGAGCUCGCAAAUGACUGGAAUGCUUAAAUUUAACAGCAGGGAGAACUUUGGUCGAGAUAAAAGAUUGUCCAUGUUUAAUUUACACGUGGGAAAGACGCAAAGUGGCCGUAUGCCAAAGACGUUCACGGAUGCAGAAAUUAUUUAUGAAAAAGAGAAUGUUUCUAAACAGCUUUGUAAAGAGAAAGUUGAUUCUUCCAAUCACAAGACUAAACAGCAAUCUUCUUCCGCUGCGAGCAAAAGCGACACUUCGGCGAAUCCUAAAAUUCAGCAAGGAACUUCGAGGAUAUCGUUAAAGGGUAAUAUUGGCGAUCAUAAAAUGCGUAUUCCUGAUUCGCACAAUUCUAAGGAGAUACGUGACGUCUUGAUUAAUCUUCACGAUCAAUUUGAAGAGAUGAACACAAAAUAUGAGAGAUUACGAUCAGAAGUGGACAAGUCCAACGAUAAAUCUUUAGCGAAGGAAUUGUCCGCUUUGGAGAAGGAACUCAAUGUCAAGGAAGAAGAAAUCAACGCUGUUGUCAAUCUCUACAAAGAAGUAAUGACACUGAAACAACAAAUGAAGACGUUGCACGAAAGAAACAGUCUAGUUUGCAUCGCGACCGAGUCGACCAAGGGAACCAAUAAGGAUUCUUUUCCCAUAUCUGUUAUACCUGAAAAAUCGCAGAUUUUUGGUCGAAGAAAAAUUUUCAAUGCCACACGAGAGCCGCCCACUUCUAUGCAGCUGGCUGCGUUAUUACGGCAGAUUCAAACUUUUCAUAAGCAAUUGCAGCUCGUGUCGUAACGUAACAUCGAGUCACGAUAAAAGAGCAAGAAAAUGGAAUAAAAUUGGAGUUAUUUUUAUCAAACUGCCUACACAUUGAAAUUUUAGUAUUUCUGAAUCGCAGAAUAGAGGGCAUUAAUUUUUUCUUCUAUGAUACGAAAAACAUAUUUAAAGGCGCAUUUGAAUUUCCCAAGCGGUCUCAUGUAUUAUUUUAUUUUUGUUUAACUUUUCUUUGAGUUUCAUUUUGCGCACAUAGCGCUUGUAAGCACUAUUUGUCACCCCUAGUGAACAAUGACUACGUUUACACGGCUCGAUGUACGUCGAAGUUAUAAUAUCGAUAUUAUAAAACUGACCAAUUACAGUCACUCCAUUCUUCAGAGAAAUAGCUAUGAUUGGCAAUUUCAUAACAUCGAUGUUAUAACUUUAUAAACGCAGUAAAUAAGGAUGAAAUGAUAUACAGGGAGACACUCGAAUGGGGAAUCCGAACGUAGAACGUUGGGAGGUGUUUCUACUUUUUGUUCUUCUUCAAGGCGAUAAACAAGAACAAAUAUUUUCAGCAGAUCAUAUUCCAUUUUAUUCAAUUCUGUCUACUACCCCAUAAUAAUGUGUAUUAUUCGUUCGUAUGCGUGUUACGGUUGUAUGUAAUUCAUAUAUACGCAGCUCUCCGUCUUGUGUAUAUAUGUGUGUGUGUAUAUUUGUGUAUGUGUAUACCUCUAUACAUAUAAUAUAUUUAUAUAUAUGUAUAUACAGAAUCAACAUGUGUGUAUAAACGCCGAAGGUGGUUUUCUUAGGACUCUUGCUAGAGACGGAUUCAUCGUCGUCGCGGCUUCCACGGUCGAUUGUAAUUUUGUCAGUUGCACAGCUACGUACGACGAUAUCCAAGAGAAAUUGAAUGUUACGCUAUUGAUUUCUUUUUUUUACACUUUUUUUCGUUUCUUUCUGUCGUAAGAUUCUAAUCUCUCUAGAUAUGUUCGUAGAUCAUGUGAUCCGCAUGGCGUAUCUAGCGUUCUUUCUUUUUUAGUACUAAUUAAACGAUUCGUAAUCUAGCCUGUCUCUUAGCUUCGCUAAAUAAAGUGAUUUUUGCUUCCCUCUGUAUUCUGACUUCUUUUCAAAAGUAUUCCUGCUUAUCUCUCUCUCUCCCUUCCAUUCAAAGCGUCUACACAGAAUCACGCGAUCUAUUCUUAUGCAUUAAAGAUACUAUCCGCUACAAAAUGUAUCUUAGUUAACGUUAAUAUAAAAUGUUAUCUUAGAUACAUAUAUAUAUAUAUGAUAAUACUAAUUUGCUCUCUCUCUUUCUUACUAGUGGAGGGGCGCUUAGAUGCACCCGCGAGAAAUAAAAACAUUCCUGUGGGCAUUAAAUACAAAAUUAAUUUUCUCUCAUAAACAGCGCAAUCCUUUUGACAGUACGGAUGGAGGACAACAGUUCUGUGACGAACGGAAAAUGAUCUCGUCGCAGCGAUAAAAUGCUCUUACUGUCGCACAAUUUGUUGCUACAUAUUAAAUGAUGGAGUAAUUAAAUAGCAACAGAUUUAAGACAGACUUAAUUUCAAGGAUUGUCCAAUUAACAAAGUGAUAUAUCCUUGUUGGAUUUCUUAUUUCAAUAUUUAUAUUCGAAUAUUUAUUUUCAUAUUCACUCUAAUUAUUGAUGCGUCUAUAAAAAAUCCAUUUUCUCACUUCUUGUAUUCUGUAUGAUUACUUUGUCUCCAACCGUUCUUUCGAAAAAGGACUCUGCUUUAUGCUGUCAUCAGAUCUUCUAUAAGAUCUUCUAAAGAUAUCGCCGACUUCAAUUAUCUCUUGCAAAGAAAACAGCGGAAAAAUCAUCUCCCCUUAUUCCGGUCUUCUACAAAAUUGUUUUCACAGAAGGAAGAAAAUAGAAAUGGAACCGAGUACUCCACACACACAUUCUCCCAUCUUAACGCAAAUAUAUCUCUCAUUAUAUCACAGACUAAAAAAUGCUUUGGUCUAAAGAAUCGUCUUGUUCUUUUUUUGUUUUUUUACUCACUUUUGUUAAUUAGAACGAACGUACGUUUCGCAUUUACGUGUUUGCGACUGGCUUCGCUGUCGCGCGUUAAUGUAUAAUUAUUUUCGAAAAUGUUAAUUUUUG